This is a messenger RNA of Nycticebus coucang (slow loris), 1042 nucleotides long. RefSeq names its product glycoprotein IX platelet (gene GP9). Bases 398 to 931 code for a protein of 177 amino acids. NCBI's taxonomy places the organism in Eukaryota, Metazoa, Chordata, Mammalia, Primates, Lorisidae. Gene Ontology annotation, molecular function: protein binding. The transcript is spliced from 4 exons. The record is from RefSeq and is a predicted model, not a curated record.
GGAGAGUGGACGCUGUGGGACAGCGGUCGUACCAGUGAGAGGGAUAAAAGAAAAGUGAUGGGGUCCCUGGCCUGGGCCGAGAUGUGCUAGAUCAGGAGUGCUCAGAUACAAGAUGGACAGGAAGAGGCAGUGACAGUCGAAGAGGGAAGGUCGCUGAGGAUGGCGGCAGCCUCCUCGGCCAUCACCCAUAGAGUUCUGCCACAUCCACAUCAGGACAGUUCAGGCCACAGAAAGGGGUGCCCUGACUGAAGCCCUCACAGCCACCCUUACCAUUCUGCCUUCUGCCGUGUCCAGUGGGGUCAGUCAGGCCUGGACUGGACACUCCUCAUCUCCCUCAGUCAUCACCCCAUUUCACAGAGGAGAAAGCUGAGGCCUGAGAAGGGAGCCAGCCUGCCUGAUGCCUGCCUGGGGGGCCCUGCUCCUGCUCUGGGCCGCAGCAGAGGCCAGUAAGGACUGCCCCAUCCCAUGCACUUGCCAGACCCUGGAAACCAUGGGGCUGUGGGUGGACUGCAGGGGGCAGGAGCUCAUGGCCCUGCCCAUCCUCCCUGCCCACACCCGCCACCUCCUGCUGGCCAACAACAGCCUGCAGUCCGUGCCCCCGGGUGCCUUCGACCACCUGCCCCAGCUGCAGACGCUUGAUGUGACGCGGAACCCCUGGCACUGUGACUGCAGCCUCACCUACCUGCGCCUCUGGCUGGAGGACCACACACCUGAGAUCCUGCAGCAGGUCCGCUGUGCCAGCCCGGACGUUGCCACCCACCGCCCCCUGGGCCAGCUCACAGGAUAUGAGCUGGGCAGCUGUGGCUGGCAGCUGCGAGAACCCUGGGCCCACCCGGGGAUCUGGUGGGACGUGGCCCUGGUCGCUGUGGCUGUGCUGGGCCUGGCCCUUCUGGCAGGCCUACUGUGUGCCUCCACAGAGCCCCUGCACUGAGCUAAAUCUGGUCAGCCCAAACCUCCAACAGCCAGAAAUAAACUGGCUGCUCAGCUGUUUUUUUUUUAAGCUCAGAGAUUUAUCCCCUCCCUCAGCAUACGAGUCUGCCUA